ACAAAUCAUUUAAUAUGUGAUCAUUCAUUCAACAAGUAUUCAAGUGUUUUGUGACAGGCAUUAUUGUAUAAUUGAGAAUGUUAAUAAGACAAAGAUACUUUAGUUUACAUUUCAGAAAACAAGACCUAGCAACAAUGAUAGUAUCUUUCCUCUUAGCUACAUAGGAAACGUGAAGCUGAGAUUCAGACUUGUGACGCCUGUAGGAGUGAAGGCCAGUGUACUUUAGCGAGGUCUGGGGCCAUUUCCUGAAAAACUGGGCAAGCAUCGGGUCACUCGUCGGCUGGUCGGGCUGUCCACGCGGCAGUCCAUCUAACUGGGCUUUGUGUCCUCCAUCUGCUUUUUGGCCCUGUUGUGGGAAAACAAACGCCCUCAACGUAUCACGUAAAAACGAAAACCUUGCUGUCUCUACCGCUAAUCCGGAUCUGCCCACAGGACGGGCAGAGCCCCAACCUGUUUCUGUGAAGCCAGAUCGACGACCCCCCAGGAGAGGCCUUAGAGUCAGGCAGGUUAACAAGGAAACGCAGAGCAUCAGGAAGCCAGCAUGGACUUCCCAUUUAAGCUACGAUUUAGAGGUCGCCUUAAUUUUCCAAAAGGCUGUCUUUGCUUUCAGCAGUUGAGUGGUAAAGCCCGCUUGGUAAAUUCUGCGUGCAGAAUCAGGCUUCGCGGGGCCGUCCUCCAAGGUGACCCAAGCAGACCCCAGACGCGACAGCACAAGCCGCUCGCUGAACGCGAAGGCGACCCUCGCCGCCCACCGCCUUUCCCAACGCCCCAUCUCGUCCCACAGGAACCCACCCGGCGACCGCGCCCCGCCCACUUCCGGAUUGUCGCAGCCGCCGCUGUCGCGUGCGUGAUGACGUCUGCUGUCCCCCGCAGACCCCGGAAGUGCAGCUUGAACUUGGCCGGGGCGCGGAUCCCGAGAGGGAAAGUCCUGACAACCGCACUAGGGAGUUCCACAGGCGCGCUGGAAGGCCACGCCUCCUCCCGCCUGCCCCCGCAGCCCUGCAGCUGGGGGCAGAGCUCAGACUUAUUAUCUAGGAUAGAUUUGGAUGAACUAAUGAAAAAGGAUGAGCCACCUCUUGAUUUUCCUGAUACCCUGGAAGGAUUUGAAUAUGCUUUUAAUGAAAAGGGGCAGUUAAGACACAUAAAAACUGGGGAACCGUUUGUUUUUAACUACCGGGAAGACUUGCACAGAUGGAACCAGAAAAGAUACGAGGCUCUUGGAGAGAUCAUCACGAAGUAUGUAUAUGAGCUCCUGGAAAAGGACUGUAAUUUGAAAAAAAUCACUAUUCCAGUAGAUGCUGUUGAAAGUGAACCAAAGAGUUUUAUCUUCAUGAGUGAGGACGCUUUAACAAACCCCCAGAAGCUGAUGGUCCUGAUUCACGGCAGUGGUGUGGUGAGGGCAGGCCAGUGGGCGAGGAGGCUCAUUAUAAAUGAAGAUCUGGACAGCGGCACGCAGAUUCCUUUUAUUAAGAGAGCUGUGCAAGAAGGAUAUGGAGUAAUAGUGCUGAAUCCCAAUGAAAACUAUAUUGAGGUAGAAAAGCCAAAGAUACAUGUGCAGUCAACUUCUGAUAGUGCAGAUGAACCAGCAGAAAAGAGAGAAAGAAAAGAUAAAGUCUCUAAAGAAACAAAGAAGCGACGUGAUUUCUAUGAGAAGUACCGUAACCCUCAACGAGAAAAAGAAAUGAUGCAUUUGUAUAUCAGAGAAAAUGGCUCUCCUGAAGAGCAUGCAGUCUAUGUUUGGGACCACUUCAUAGCCCAGUCUGCAGCUGAGAAUGUAUUUUUUGUUGCUCACAGCUAUGGAGGACUUGCUUUUGUUGAACUGAUGAUUCAACGGGAAGCAGAUGUCAAAAGUAAGGUAACCGCUGUAGCAUUAACAGACUCUGUUCACAAUGUGUGGCAUCAAGAAGCCGGCAAAACGAUUCGGGAAUGGAUGAGAGAGAACUGUUGUAAUUGGGUCUCUAGCUCAGAACCAUUAGACACGUCAGUGGAAUCCAUGCUGCCUGACUGUCCCAGAGUCUCAGCAGGCACCGACCGUCACGAGCUGACCUCUUGGAAGAGCUUCCCGUCCAUUUUCAAAUUCUUUACCGAAGCGGCGGAGGCCAAGAGCAGCGCGGCGAAGCCGGCAGCCACGCGCCGCUCGCAGCGGACGCAGCCCGAGGAGCUGUGAACCGCCGGACCGGCGUGGCCUCAUUAGCUUGCUUUCCUCCCCGAGCGCGGGUCGCGAGUAUUCGUCCCGGUAGCGUUUUGCAUCAUUUCUAGAUGAGUGCAGCUGUCAAAGCAAUGAGGCUGCGGCGGCCGCGCUCCCCAGCCGCGCGCGAUGAAGCCGACUGCGGGCCGAGCCCGGUCCUUCCGCCCGCGCCCGGCUGCGCGGCCGAGCGGCGAGCUAGGGCUUCCCAGACUCCCUGAAGGUAUCCUAGCACUCGCGCCCCGUCUAACGUACUCUCAAUCUCCGUCUCUCCACCCCCACCCCCAGUUUGUCCGUCUGUCCGGCUGUCUCUGCCUCUCUCUUUUCCUCCCCUCCCCCCCCAGGAAAUGCCAAAUUUAAAUUCACAACAUGAAUGCCACGAUGCACUGUGGAGUACUUUUAGGAGUGCAAAUUGUUCUCUCCCUAAAGAUCUAUUUUUAUUUCCAGACCAGAAGAAAAACUUUGCAUAAAAGUUUUAUAAGAUACCGAAUCUACAUGACUGCUGAAAAGCUUCGCCAAUUGAAUAUGAGGCUGUUCGCAAGUCUCGCAUUUCAGAAGACAUUGUCUAAAUCCAGACAUAACGAGCAGAUCUUUUAAGGAUAGAUGUGAAAGGUCCCAUUUUCAACGAAAUUUCCAAUUUUAUCAUCAGAAUUGACUUUGCUUUUUAAAUAUGCACAGUGUUGAGUGGCGCUGUAAUUUGGAUAGCACACUUUAGUUUUACUUUUGGCGUAUUACUAUGGAGAAGAGUUAGGGUGGGUGUGGUGGUGGCUGUUGUUAAUCCUUACUAGAAAAAUCUACUUUGAAUCCUUUUAGGGAUAGAAUUUUUUUUUUAUUGUUAUCGGGAAAAUGAAACUAUGUAUUCCGCAGCCUUUUUCUUCUGAAAGGCUAAGCAGGGCUAUAAUGGUUCUUUCAGUUUUAUUCUCCAAGGGGAAGAGAGAGGCUUGGUAGGAUAGAUUUUCACAUCCAAGUCCAAUAGUGUAAUUUUUAGUACUCCACUUCCUCUGUAAGGUUUUUUGCCCUACAGCAUCAACCGUUGAGUAUUUUAAUCCAGCUCAGAUCUGGCCAACACUGUGAAAUACAAGAGAUAAAAUAAGUCAAGUUUUUGCUGACUUUCAAAAUUUAAAUAAUAAAUUUGACAUCAGUUUUUAAUUACUUGAAUUUAAUUAUCUUGUGAAGAUUGUUUCUAAUAAAAUUCCAAAUUCAAUAUUUUUCAUCUUUUUUUAAAGUGUAUGCAACAAUUGAUAUACCUGCCUUAUCUGAGGACAUGAUAAAAUGUACCCAAAAUGACAGGAUUCUCAGAAAAAUAACUUGGAAUCAACCGCCUCACAAGUAAAUGUUUUUAUAUGAUUAACCAAUUUCACUGUUUUAAAACAUAAUAUCUUAUGCAUUCAUUCAUUAGUUUUAUAAUUUGAAUAAUGGCAGAGGAAAGUGGUUUUUCGCAGUGGUCAUGUCUGUGUAUCUUUUGAUGUUACUUAGGCAGAAACAACAGAAAAGGAAAAGUCAAAACGGCGUUUUAUCCAGCUUCUGGGUGGUUGAAGAUGUGGAAGGCCAACAAUGUCAGGCACACCUGUCUGUGAUAUUGACCCUUUUUAUCUGAUCUUUCUUAUUUUAAAAGUACAAGUAGGCUGUAAAGUGAUCAUAUCUUCCAGUGAGAGGAUAUGAGAAUUGAUGUGGAUUGAGUAUAUUUUUCCAAGUGUUAUAAAUUGUAUGGUGUUUUCAAUAUCUGAAAGUGUUCACAUAAAAUUAAUUUUGUAGUGUUUACAAGAAAAAAAAAAACACUUGUGCAGUGCUAAAUUUGUGAAGCUUCUGCAGCUGAAGAAAGUAAAUAUGCUCAGCCUAUAAACCAAAUGACUCCUAUUUCUCUCUCCAAUUUUCUCACCUCUUUUUAAAAUCCAUUACUUGUAACUAGAUAAAACUAGAUAAAAAAUCACUGUUUAAUUACCUUUAAUACUUUAAAACUACUGGAUUGUAAGGCCUUGUUUAACUAUGUAUAGAGAGCUAUUUGCAAACUUAAGUUGUGUAAAUGUAAUUUCUACUUGUAGAUCUAAGCUGUGGCAACCCAGAGGGAGCUAGGGAAACUAUUCCAGACCACCAGCUGUUAAUGGAUCAGGUUCCUAGGAAAGGAGGAUUUAUUUUAUUUUUAUUUUUUUGACUUGUUGAUUGUGGGCUGGUGGUAUAAGUGUGGUAAGACUGUUCACUUGUAUCUUUCUACAGCAGUGGCGAACAGCAGAUCCUCCCUUCCUGCUCAGGGGCAGCCAGCGGUAGCAUUCCCCUUCUGGUCUCCUCCUGUGCUGGUUUCCUUGGAAAGGUCCUUAUGUGUUUAGAGGCUUAAAGUUUGGGUAUGAGUGUUUUAUUUCAAUUAUAUACUUAGGUUUUAGAGCAAGUGGAAUGAGAAGGGAGUGGUUGACAAAUAAAAGUUCAAAAUAGUUUGGUUGAAAUUUAAAAACCAAAUAAGCUUUGGUGCUUGCUAAAGGUACCUAAUCAAGCAGUUCUUCAAGGUUUUCAUGGAUAUUUAAGAGGUGGACCAUCUGCUUGUAAUAAUUACUCUUUCUCUGAUUCCUGCCUUGUGAUUCAAUUGAGAUUACAUUCUUGUUUAUAUAUCAAAAAGCAGAAUUAAAGCACAGGGGUUUCCUAUAUAUCUUAUAUAUCUGUUUAUCAUUUUAAAAUAAAAAGUUUUCCCAAUAAGCAACUGUGUAUUAUUCUUGUUCAGAAAUUCUUUUAUUCACAAAGUGCAUACAAUUCUUAAAGGCUGGACUAUAAAAGGAAUUAUGGGACAGUAUUCAUCAACCUUUAAGCUUUAUUAGUGCUGUGAUUAUUGCUAUGAGGUAAUAUCCAAAUGUCUCCUUUAUCAUAAUUUGGCUCUUAUUUUUCACAAAGCUACCAUUUUAAGUAAGUUGUUUUUAAUUCCUAAACAUGUCCUUAGCAAGGAAAUUUCAACAGCACAUCAUCAGUAGGUAAAUGUGUUUGCCAAAGCAAGUCUAGUGAGAUUAUAUUGCUCUCAAACUCUUAUAGGUAGGUCCUUGAUGUACUGUAUUCAAUCUGAAGUUAACUUGCAUUUAUUUUACAGCUAUUCCUUUCUUUAAUAUAUGUAAUUCCUUUGAGAAAGUGUGGGUGACUAGAUACAUUAACUGUAUGAUCAGUCCUAAUAGUUUAUUUUUUCAUGUUUCUUUGGAUUAUCUGGAGCUCUAAUCCAGACGUGUGUGAUGUCUCUUGUUAAUUCAUAGUUUUAUAUUGUAACCUGAUGGGUUUCUCUUAGUGGUUUAGGAAGGAUUACUAUUACAGCAAGUAUAAAAAUUUCUCAAAAACUUUCCCCAUGAUUCUGUGGGAAAAAAAUCUUUAAAUAGAUGUGAGGCAUUCUCAUCUUUGAAAUAUGGGUGGCAAAGAGGGGAUAAUGGAGAUGGUGAUUUUAUGAUUACUUAUUAGGGACUGUAAUAAUAUAAAAUAAAAGACACCAGGAGGUACUUCCUUUCAAAAAUUGAAUACUUUCCUUCCUUCCUUGUAUGGAAUGACUGAGUGGGAGUCUCUUGAAUUGUUCGUCUUCCUUUUAUCUAAUAUUCUAUUAAUCUCCAAAAAGAUCAGUUUGAGUCUGAGAAAGGGUUUUUAAUCAACACUUCACAGAGCUUAGAGCUACCCUACCUAAAGCAUCAGCUUUGUUAGGCGGUUUGAGAUUUAAAGCAUUGCAACUGUCAUGCACUGUACUAAAGUAAAGAAUGUACACCAAGUGGAAGAUGUUGAAAAGAGGGAAAUAGCACAAAGUCGAUUAACAGAGUUUCAAGAAUAGAAGCAGUCAUCAAAGCAUUCCAGCAUUUAUCUCAAAAUCUAUGUAGGGUUAAAAAAAAAAAAAAGCAACAAUGAUAGUUUUAAACCUAACACUUAAGAGGGAUGAAUGUUGAUUUAAUUGAUUCAUUUGGAUCGAUGUUUUUAAAGUUUCACACCACUGAUCUUUCAUGUAGUGAUGUCUUUAGCAGUCAGUGGUCUGACAUGCGCCUUCUCAGAUUUCAUCAGUGGGACUCUCCAUGACAUCUGAAAUUAUGCAACAGCCUGUGCGCUGGUAAAUUUGGAGUUGGGAGGCCUUGAUGCCUAACUGCAUGAUUAGAUUGAAGAACACUUAUUAAUUCUUAGUACAAGGAUUUUAUAAAAGUAAUAACUGUAAGUGAACCACAAAAGGUAAAGAAUUGCUAAAUAGAAGAAAGACAACCUGAAAGUUUAACGCUUAAGGAGACAUCACAGAGUGACCAAGUGUUUUUGCCUUGAAUGUAAAAGCUUCAAAAUGGAAUUUGGACUCAAUGCAUGAGACCUUCCAGGCAACUUUUCCCAGUCUCUUCCCUUGAGCUUGUGGGAAAGCUUUCAUUAUAUUCUUUGGAUUAUUGAAAUUGAGUUCUGUUUAAAACACAUGAAAUGUUUCUAGAAAGAAAUCUAGAGAGGUCCUAUAUCUUACCAGACUAUUCAGCUUUUCUUCCUUAGUGAUUACAUGGGGUAGUAUGAGAAAUCAUCAUAGAUAAAAUAAUGUUGAACUGUACUUUGUGACCAGCCUGCAGUACCAAUACAAAGGAUCUGAACUGAAAAGACAACCAACACCCCAAGAAUGAUAUGUCUCUUUUUAAAGUUUACAAUUUGAAUAAUGAACUUGGAUAGAAACUUGGCAGGAAAAUAAACCAUGGCACCAUCACACCACCAACCAUUUUCACUUUUCUGUCCAAUUUCAGAGUGCAUGUGUUUGUGAGUAUUUCACUAGAUCAGUGACAGCUCUUUAUUUGCAUAAUUAUAUGCUCUGGUCUGAAGAGAAAACUAACCCCCAAAUUUCAUGGGUCACCAAACUGCAACAAUCAAUGUUUUAUCACGUAUGCUAAGCAAAAUCUAAGAAGCUAUAUGAAGUUUCUUGAGGAGUUUUUACUCCUCAGAAAAUUAAAGAGUUUUCCUCUCCUGAAUAGAUUCAAAAUCUUUCCAAGUUCUUUGUAACUGAAUUCUGUUUGAAGGCAAAACUAGAGAUUAACAUGUAGAUCUGGACUGUGGACUCACUAGCCUUAUUUCAAAGUGGCUUAAGAGCAGCAUUUUUGGUGCACUAAACUUUUAAAUUUCCAAAUACUGUCCUUCAUGCUAUGAGGAAAAUUUAUUUGUCAAAUUAUGAUUAGCCAAAUGAAAUCUAUAUUAAUCACCAUUGAAUGUAGAGUUCAUUUCCUCCUUCAAAGUAACUCAGGGUUUUUUAAAAAGAUGUAAUAUUAAACUGUGCAUAUAAGCACAUGUGUGUAUGUACUUCACACACAUGCAUAUCUAUCUGUGGUAUAUAUGUAUCCUUUCCUGCCCAUUUCACUUGAAACACACAGAUGACAUGAAAAUUAUGUACAUGCUUAUUUGAUGUCUGUGACACGGGUGCUCAUAUGUUGGUCGCUAUGGAUGUUUUUAAAACUUUUCUGCUAAUUAAAUUUUCAAGUUCAAACUCUGUAAGACAGUGUCGUAAAUAGUUUUAAAUGCCUCAAGUCAUUUGCAUCUGUAAAUUCUCUACUUGUGUGUAAUGUGUAUUUAUGUGUGAGAUUGACUUUAUU
Molecule: messenger RNA, 7728 nt
Organism: Octodon degus (degu)
Lineage: Eukaryota; Metazoa; Chordata; Mammalia; Rodentia; Octodontidae
Gene: Arb2a
Product: family with sequence similarity 172 member A
Exons: 10
Coding region: 542-2167 (541 amino acids)
Biological process (GO): regulatory ncRNA-mediated heterochromatin formation
Cellular component (GO): nucleus
Molecular function (GO): siRNA binding
Source: RefSeq, a predicted model, not a curated record